Molecule: messenger RNA, 2148 nt
Organism: Camponotus floridanus (Florida carpenter ant)
Lineage: Eukaryota; Metazoa; Arthropoda; Insecta; Hymenoptera; Formicidae
Product: nose resistant to fluoxetine protein 6
Exons: 16
Coding region: 1-2148 (715 amino acids)
Molecular function (GO): acyltransferase activity, transferring groups other than amino-acyl groups
Source: RefSeq, a predicted model, not a curated record
AUGGCUUCAGGGGAUCAUACGAAGGUCAGCGGGCAGAAUAUUGAAAAAGUUAAUAACAAUGUUCUACCCGCUUAUAUAGUUGCUUCGAGAUCCAAUCUUGUUAGCUCAAUUAUAUGUGGAAAAGAACUACAAAAUUUUAAAGACGCUGUAGAUCAACGAAUAUUAUGGAGCUUAAAAAUGCUGGAUUCUAGCGGUGAAUAUAAACCAGGCUUUCUUCAGGGAAAUAAUUAUUGGCUAGGUAAUCAAGAGCAAUGUCUUGAUACCAUAAAUAGAUAUCCUCUACCCAUCGCUAAACAGCAGAUAUUAAAUAAUACAAUAUAUCGUAAUCCACAAGAAGAAUUUCCACCUUUCAAAGUAAAUUACUUUGUUAUUAAUUUCAAACAUAAUAGUACUUUACAAUACCACAUCAAUUUUGGGAAUGAAGACUUUGUUACGCUCGGUCUUUGUUUACCGGCAUCAUGUUCUAUAAAUGACUUAACUUUAAUUCUGGAAAAAAUAUUUCGUGAUAGAGCUUUUUUUGUUAAUGACCUUUAUUCUGUAGACUUCAAAUUGGUCGAAGUUAAAAAUUUAAAAUAUAAUCAGCGAGAGUUAUUUAAGGAUGCAAUAUUUUUUAUCUGUGUUUUAGCGCUUACUUUUUCUAUGAUGAUAAUCGGAACAACAUAUGAUAUAUUUGUGCAUCAAAAAUAUUUCAUUGUAACGGAUAAAACUACUGCUAAUAUGAAGAACAUAUCCGAGGAAAUGGAAAUAACAUUUUUACAUCGAGAAAGUAGAACUGGACAAAUAUUAAUGUGUUUUUCCAUAUACACAAAUACAAAAAUAAUAUUAAACACGAAAUUGAAUGCUGACGAAAUACCUGUCCUUCACGGUUUAAAAUUUUUAGUUAUGAGUUGGCUAAUUAUUUUGCAUACCGUAUUUUUCAUGUUGGAUUACGUCGAUAAUAAAACAUCAAUAUUGAAAAGGACCUUGAACUUCUUCGUUCAUGUAUCAAUCAAUACAGUCGUACCAGUGGAUACUUACUUUUUUUCAAGUGGGCUUUUAGUAUCUUAUUUAUAUUUGAAGGACAAAAUGGAUAAAAGAAAAGUUACAUCGACUAAUUACAAAGAAAAAUUAAAUGAAUUCUUUAUUCAUGUAAUAAAAAGAUUUAUUCGGUUGACACCUGCAUACAUGCUGAUGAUAGGAAUCCUGCAAUUAAAUUCGACUUGGUACGACAAAAAUUCACACUUUCCAACUGAUAUGCAUAAUUGCGCACAAUAUUGGUGGAAAAAUCUUUUAUACAUAAAUAAUCUGUUCGAUUCAGAUAGAAUGUGUAUGAUUUGGAGUUGGUAUUUAGCCAAUGAUAUGCAAUACUUUAUAAUUGCUACAAUACUAUUGAUUUUGUCAACUAUAUACUUUUACAUGAGUGUUUUCAUAUUGGGUACACUUUUAAUAGGUUCUAUUGUGCUUACCGGUUAUAUUUCAUAUAGUUAUGAAUAUAUCCCGACAUUAGAUGAACAAUACAGACUUAGAAGUAUCUUCUAUUUCCCUCCAUGGAUCAGAAUAGGACCAUAUAUUAUUGGCAUAAUUACAGGUUAUAUUAUAAGAAGACUAAAUAAAAAAUUGGUUUUCUUCUUUAAAAAAGAAACUGUAAUUUUAUGUUGGUGUUUUGGUAGCGCGUGUAAUAUUUUUGCAUUAAUAGGCCUUUAUAAACGAAAUGUAUCUAUUCUAUAUUCUGCUAUCUAUGUUGCUUUGAGUAGAACACUUUGGGCUAUAGGCAUAGCAUGGAUUGUAAUAGCGUGUUUUUCUAAGCGUGGUGGUGUCAUAAAUCAGUUAUUAUCGUUUAAAGUCUUCAUUCCUCUUAGCAGGCUUACUUAUUGUGUUUAUCUUAUAAAUCCUUUUAUCAUACAAUCGAUUCGUUUAUCUAGUGAAACAUCCGUUCACUUGGAAAUUCUGCCUACAGUUAUUAUGUUUAUAGGAUAUUUUGUGAUUAGUUACCUUUGCGCUUACGCAUUGUCCUUAAUAGCAGAAGUACCAUAUAUCUUACUUAUGCGAAUGUUUCUUCAAUCUCGCAAUAAUAAAAAAUAUAAAGUGUCCGAUAAUUUUCAUACACAUCCAAGUAUGUUGAAUCUUGAAGGUGUGGAGUUACGCAUGAGUUUGAGUGAAAUCGAGUGA